CUUCCAACGCCCACCUGACCUCCACAGAAGCUCCUAAUUGCCAGCCGCCCCUCCCCUUUGCUCACACGCCGCUCCAGCAGCGUACGCAGCCGGUAAUCUCUUUGCUCCCGGCUUGACGUCAUCGGCCUGCGCCGCAGCGCGGUGGCGGGCACGCGCAGCCAAGAUGUCUCCGACACCGCCACUCUUCAGUUUACCCGAAGCGCGGACGCGGUUUACGAAGUCUACCAGAGAGGCCUUGAACAACAAAAAUAUCAAACCAUUGUUGAAUACCUUCACCCAGUUACCUGGCAGUGAAAAUGAAAAAAAAUGUACCCUUGACCAAGCUUUCAGAGGUGUUCUAGAAGAAGAAAUUAUAAAUCAUUCACCAUGUGAAAAUGUUUUAGCUAUUAUUUCUCUUGCUAUUGGGGGAGUAACUGAAGGUAUUUGUACUGCAUCUACGCCAUUUGUGUUGUUGGGAGAUGUUUUGGAUUGUCUUCCUUUGGAUCAGUGUGACACAAUAUUCACUUUUGUGGAAAAAAAUGUUGCUACUUGGAAAUCAAAUACAUUCUAUUCUGCUGGGAAAAAUUAUUUACUACGUAUGUGCAAUGAUCUCCUAAGAAGAUUAUCAAAAUCCCAGAAUACAGUGUUCUGUGGACGAAUUCAACUCUUUUUGGCCAGGCUUUUCCCUUUAUCUGAGAAAUCAGGUCUUAACUUGCAGAGUCAGUUUAAUCUGGAAAAUGUCACUGUUUUCAAUACCAAUGAGCAGGAAAGCACCUUGGGUCAGAAGCACACUGAAGAUAGAGAAGAAGGAAUGGAUGUGGAAGAAGGUGAAAUGGGAGAUGAUGAAGCUCCAACAACUUGCUCCAUUCCAAUUGAUUACAACCUGUAUCGAAAAUUCUGGUCACUUCAGGAUUACUUCAGGAACCCUGUGCAAUGCUAUGAGAAGAUUUCAUGGAAAACUUUUCUCAAGUAUUCUGAAGAAGUUCUAGCUGUUUUUAAGAGUUAUAAAUUAGAUGAUACUCAGGCCUCAAGGAAAAAGAUGGAAGAAUUGAAAACAGGAGGGGAGCAUGUAUAUUUUGCAAAAUUUUUAACAAGUGAAAAGUUGAUGGAUUUACAACUGAGCGACAGUAACUUUCGUCGACACAUCCUACUGCAGUAUCUCAUUUUAUUCCAAUAUCUCAAGGGACAGGUCAAAUUCAAAAGUUCAAACUAUGUUUUAACUGAUGAACAGUCACUCUGGAUUGAAGAUACUACAAAAUCAGUUUAUCAACUACUAUCUGAAAACCCACCUGAUGGAGAAAGAUUUUCAAAGAUGGUAGAGCAUAUAUUAAACACUGAAGAAAACUGGAACUCAUGGAAAAACGAAGGCUGCCCAAGUUUUGUGAAAGAAAGAACAUCAGAUACCAAGCCAACAAGAGUAGUAUGGAAGAGAACAGCACCAGAGGACUUCCUAGGGAAAGGACCCAACAAAAAGAUUCUGAUGGGAAAUGAGGAGUUAACAAGGCUUUGGAAUCUCUGCCCUGAUAAUAUGGAAGCCUGUAAAUCAGAGACAAGGGAAUACAUGCCGACUUUGGAGGAAUUCUUUGAAGAAGCCAUUGAACAGGCGGACCCUGAAAACAUGGUUGAAACUGAAUAUAAGGCUGUGAACAAUUCAAAUUAUGGUUGGAGAGCCCUGAGAUUAUUAGCACGGAGAAGCCCUCAUUUCUUCCAGCCAACAAACCAGCAGUUUAAAAGUUUGCCAGAAUAUCUUGAAAACAUGGUAAUAAAGCUAGCGAAGGAAUUACCACCUCCUUCUGAAGAAAUAAAAACAGGUGAGGAUGAAGAUGAGGAAGAUAAUGAUGCUUUACUGAAGGAAAAUGAAAGUCCUGAUGUUCGGCGAGACAAACCUGUAACAGGGGAACAAAUAGAGGUCUUUGCCAACAAACUGGGUGAACAAUGGAAGAUUCUGGCUCCCUACCUGGAAAUGAAAGACUCAGAAAUUAGACAGAUUGAGUGUGACAGCGAAGACAUGAAGAUGAGAGCUAAGCAGCUACUGGUUGCCUGGCAAGAUCAAGAGGGAGUACACGCAACGCCCGAGAAUCUGAUUAAUGCACUGAUUAAGUCUGGAUUAAGUGACCUUGCAGAAAGUCUAACUAAUGACAAUGAGACGAAUAGUUAGCUUAUUUUUUUUUUAUUAAAACUGUGAUAAGAUUUUGUUACCAAGCAGCAUUUGAUAAGAGGUCCACUGGUUUUGGUAAACAAUAAACAUUUUUAUAACAGUUGUACAGUUGGCUGGUGCUCCAAGAACAACAGAACACAUAUUGGCUCUUGAUAACUGACCUCAGGGUUUGGGGGAAAGGAGGAGGCAGGUUGGGAAAAUGGCCAAAAUAAAGUGACCUCAAGAUCGUAUAUUUUUGUCAUAAAUGAAAUGUGUAAUGAAGUCAAUAAGCAGUAUUUAUGGACCUGGUGUUUCCUAUAAAAUACACUGUGCCAAAUUAGUUUCCUGCAUGCCGUUAGUAGUUACAAAAUUUAACUUGCUAUUCUGAAAACCCCAGAAUACCAUUUUCUGAAACCAUAUGCCUGUUCUAGUCUUAUUUAUGUUUUAACUGGAUCGGCAAACAGUGGUCUGUUCACAACCUGGUUUUAUAGUAAAAUUUACUGGCACACAGCCAUAUUAAUUUAAGUAUUAUCUAUGGCUUCUUUCACACUCCAACGGCAAAGUUAAAUGGUUGCAACAAAGAUGUUAUGGGCUGCACAUAUGAAAAGGUUCACUAUCUGGCCCACUAUAGAAAAUGUUCGCCAACCCCCAACUUUAAAAGAAAUGGGGUCAAGUCUAAAACCUAGUUCUUUUAGCUUCACAAAAAUUAUUUAACCUCUCAAGUCUUUAAAAUAGGGAUGCAUACCUCAGGGAUUGUUGUGAAGUUCGAAUGAAAUGUCUGUGAAAGCACCCUAUAAACAGCAAAAAAGCACUAUGUAGUAAUGGCUGGAGACAGUACUAUCUACUUUCUCCUGUUCGCACAUAUAAGCAUUACCUUUUAGAGGUCUAAGAGUAAGUAAUCAUUGUUUAUUUUGAAUUCUGAAGAGCAGCUACUAAAUGCAUCUUACACUAAAAAUGUUCUUGCCUGGGCUUAAUGUCACUAGCUAUACAGUGUACAGUACAGCUCUAAUAUCAAAAGGGCCUCAGUGCUAGUGGCACAGCACAUAAGGCACACUCGCGAGUCAAGACGUUUUCUCACCUGCUCUCAGAGACCUUAUAUGCAAGGCUGAAUUCUAAAGUAGCCUUAUUAGUUUAAAAUAACACUGGUCUAAGUCCAAUUUCUUAUACUUAAAAAAUCUUUGGAAUAAUGCUUUUUUUGAUCAAAUAAAAUGAAGUUUUUUAUAAUGACAAGGAGUUAAUUAUAAUUUUAAAACUCUAAUUUCAUACACAGCUUACUUUGUUCUAAACCUACCUCACCUGAUCUAGUAGUUAAAGCAUCCUGCAAAUCAGAAAAUCUAUAAAUUUUAAUUGCUAAAUUUAUAUCUUCAAAAUUCUUCAGACCAAAUAAGAGUGAAUUAAAAAAAAACCUUGCAAACUUAACAAGCAUCAUACCAAUAUAAAAGAAACAUUACAAGUCUUAUGGUCUCAUCCUUCCCCCAUUCUCUUCUACACCCUCUCCCAAAGCAAACCAAGUACUGAUUGCCAAUAAUUAAGUUUCUCUGAAGAAGCUGUUUACAAAUAAGUUUCCCUGAAAUGCUUAUUUUACAUCCUGUAGUGUUCUCAGAUUAUACCACACUGUUCAAACUUGAGAGGAAAAUGGCCAUUAUUCUCUUACGAAUCUGCUAGUUUUGAGUGCUGUGUUCUGCAGAGCAUUAAAACUGCAUAAGUAAGGAUGAGAUUUCAUGAUAAUCCCCAAAACUUUGUUAUAAACAUCUAACUCAAAAUCAGAGACAAUUUAGGUAAUAUUCUAUCAUUUCUCUAGCAAUCAAUCAAGGCUCCUGAAACAAAGAUGAGGAACUAAUUAGAAUAUUAAAGAAAUCUAUCGUUGAAAUACCUCAUACUAUUGGUAUUUCUAUCACUUUAAAAAUCACUGAUACUAAAUUUUGAGAUAGACAUUAAGAUUUUGGGAAUUCAACAGGAGUGUAAAAAGAAACACUAACGGAGCUAAGGAACAGUUCUUACUGAUAGCAUCGUUGCAUUCAGCAUCCAAACAACUCCAUUACAUUCACAACUUUGUAUUUCGUUUUAAACAGAAUAUAAUGCUA
Molecule: messenger RNA, 4200 nt
Organism: Rhinolophus ferrumequinum (greater horseshoe bat)
Lineage: Eukaryota; Metazoa; Chordata; Mammalia; Chiroptera; Rhinolophidae
Gene: THOC1
Product: THO complex subunit 1
Exons: 21
Coding region: 164-2137 (657 amino acids)
Biological process (GO): mRNA export from nucleus; regulation of DNA-templated transcription elongation; signal transduction
Cellular component (GO): THO complex part of transcription export complex
Molecular function (GO): protein binding
Source: RefSeq, a predicted model, not a curated record